CAACCAUUCAAAUUUAGCCCAACUCGGCUAUAAACAGGAAGCCAACGCGAUCCACUCUCCGAAUCGCGAUAACAACUCAAAGCGGCACGAGCGAGCGAGAGGUAGAGAGAUCUUCUUCUGCAAAUUUUAGGGGUUUGGAUUAGUCAGGUCAGUGAGCGCCCAAAAACGAUAAAAAGGAAAAUUUUUUGUAAUACUUGUCGAUUACUACUACAAUUGAUCACCUGUUUUUAAAAUUAAAUUUUUAUUUUUCAAAAGAAAAAAAGCAAUGAAUUGAUUUCGUAUUUGGUGAUGAUUAUGUGUGAGAAAGAGCGUGUGCUUAUUGUGUGCAGGAAGAGGAAGAGGAAGAAAGAGGAAGAGACAGAGUGCGAGAGAUUUAUUAAGAGAGGAUUUGUGAGUGUUUUUUUUAGUGUGUUAGGGAUUUCAACGAUUUUCAUUUCUCAGCUCAAAUUCUCUGCUUUUCUUCAUGGACCGAAAGCUUGUGGUUUUGGGAAUCCCAUGGGAGGUGGAUACUGAAGGUUUGAGGGCGUAUAUGAGUAAAUAUGGUGAUUUGGAGGAUUGUAUUGUCAUGAAGGAGCGAUCCACAGGCCGAUCUCGUGGUUUUGGUUAUGUAACAUUUGCAUCAGCUGAUGAUGCUAAGAAUGUGCUAUCAAAUGAGCAUUUUCUUGGCGAAAGAAUUCUGGAAGUUAAAAUAGCUACUCCAAAGGAGGAGAUGAGAGCACCAGUUAAGAAAGUAACCAGGAUAUUUGUGGCCAGGAUUCCACUAACAGUGGAUGAAUCAACCUUUCGGAGUCAUUUUGAGGAGUAUGGUGAGAUUACAGAUUUAUACAUGCCGAAGGAUCAAGUCUCAAAAGCUCACCGUGGAAUUGGCUUUAUCACUUUUGCUAGCGCAGAUUCUGUGGAGAAUCUGAUGGCUGAUACUCAUGAACUGGGAGGUACUACAGUAGUAGUUGAUCGAGCAACACCCAAGGAAGAUGACUUCAAGCCCAUUGGCAGAAUGUCACAGGGGGGAUAUGGUGCAUACAAUGCUUACAUUUCUGCUGCCACUAGAUAUGCUGCACUUGGUGCUCCUACCUUGUAUGACCAUCCUGGCCCUGUGUAUGGAAGAGGGGAGUCCAGUCGAGGAAUGGGCAAAAAGAUAUUUGUUGGCAGGCUUCCUCAGGAGGCUACUGUUGAUGAUCUUCGCCAGUAUUUUGGUAGAUUUGGUCGUAUACUAGAUGUUUAUGUACCUAAGGACCCCAAGAGAUCUGGCCACAGAGGUUUUGGUUUUGUCACUUUUGCUGAAGACGGAGUUGCAGACAGAGUAUCUCGUAGGUCACACGAGAUUUGUGGGCAACAGGUGGCAAUAGAUUCAGCAACACCUGUCGAUGAUGCUGGCCCUAGUUUCAUGAUGAAUCCUGCUGGACCAUUUAGAGGUUUUGGUGGUCCAAUGCGCCCCUAUGGUAGGAUGUAUGAAGGCCUGCAUUUUGAUGAUUGGGGUUAUGCGAUUGGGAGUGCAAGGUCAUCUCGAGCAGAUUGGCGGUACCGGCCGUACUAAUAAGUGGCCAUGGUAUAGCUGUGGAGAACUUUAUGGGAUGUCAACUAUUGAACUUAUUAAAUUAUCAAGAUUAAUGCCUGAUGUCAUUGUCAGUAUCUUUUAUUUUGAUUAUAAAUCAUGUUAUAUGGAGCCAUAUUUUUUAGUUUCUGUAGAAAAUAUUCCAGUUGAAGUCUAUUUUUUUGGCCAAUCAGUUUAAGUCUCUAAUUAAUGUAUUUUAACACUGUAUAUUAUCAGUUUUAACCAAACUUUUUCAUUGCCGA
Molecule: messenger RNA, 1794 nt
Organism: Durio zibethinus
Lineage: Eukaryota; Viridiplantae; Streptophyta; Magnoliopsida; Malvales; Malvaceae
Product: heterogeneous nuclear ribonucleoprotein 1-like
Molecular function (GO): RNA binding
Source: RefSeq, a predicted model, not a curated record